Molecule: messenger RNA, 1791 nt
Organism: Chaetomium globosum CBS 148.51
Lineage: Eukaryota; Fungi; Ascomycota; Sordariomycetes; Sordariales; Chaetomiaceae
Exons: 3
Coding region: 1-1791 (596 amino acids)
Source: RefSeq, a predicted model, not a curated record
AUGGUCAAGCUCACUCAUCUCUUGCUGGGUCUUCCAGCUGUUUUGGCUAUGGAAUGCCGCCCCGAGGGACCAAUCGUGCCUCCGCCGCGCAACCUGAAGGAGUCGGCCCCAUUCCAAAGGGCUCUCGCCAACCUCACCGCCACCCUCGACUCCGCGUUCAAGGGCGAGAUCAAGUCCUCCUUGGAUGCCCAAAAUGUCUCGCUAUCGGUGGCUCUCGUCGGACUUGAUCAAACGGAUGCAUCAACUCCGCUGUGGGAGUAUCACCAUCUUGGCUCGGGCAAUGUGAACGGCACCAAGUCGUUGGACAGACACUCGCAAUAUCUGGUUGGGUCCGUCUCCAAGGUCAUCACUGAUGCCGUCCUUCUGCGCAGCGGCGUGAACAUGGAUGACCCAGUCACGAAAUAUCUUCCGUCGCUGGCCAACGAGACGUCGAGGAUCGACUGGAAGAGCAUCAGCCUGCGGGCUCUGGGAGGCCAGCUGGCCGGCAUUCCCGCCAACUAUGGAUUCUCGGAAUACCACUACAUCAAAGACUGGUUCGAAGCCCUCGGCUUCCCCGCCCUCAAUGACACCAACUACCCCGACUGCGGCGUGAUCGGGCUCAACGUCGCCUGCACGCGCGAACAGCUCCUCGCCGGGAUGCUGACCUCGGACCCCCAAGCCCUGCCGCAAGCCCGCCCCGUCUACUCCAACAUCGCCUACACGCUCCUCGCCUUCGCCCUCGAAGCGGCCACCGGCAAAGACUACCCCACCCAACUCCGCGACUUCCUCACCACUCCCCUCCACAUGCCCUCCACCAUCCCCAGCCCCGGCAACGACUCCCUCGCCGUGAUCCCCCCCGUCGAGAACACCUGGGGCUCGCCCUACGGCGACAACGCGCCCGGCGGCGGGCUGGUCUCCACGCUGGCCGACCUGUCCUCCUUCCUGCACGCCAUCCUCAGCCGCGACGAGGCGCUCGGCUCCGUAGCCGACAUCCGCGCGUGGCUGCAGCCGCGGACGUUUUCGGGGUCGCGGUCGAGCGCGGUCGGGCUGCCGUGGGAGAUCUUCCGCCCCGAGCCGGGGUUGUUGUUCCCAGGGUAUGAUGCGGAGACCGGGGAGGGCGGGCAUACGGUGACGAUUCAUGCGAAGGAUGGGGCCGCGUAUGGGUACCAUGCGCGGAUUGCGCUGCUGGAUGAGUAUGGGGUCGGGUUGGUGGUGCUGACGGCGGGGAAUCAGGAUGCGUUGGGGGCCAUGUAUGAUGCGGCGUUGACGGGGCUGGUGCCGGUGCUGGAUGGGUUGGCGAGGCGGCAGGCGGUGGAGGAGUAUGGCGGGGUGUUUAGGGGGGUGUCGACGGAGGAGACGGGCGCGGUGCCGGUGAAUGCGACGGUGGGGUUGGAUGGGUUGUCGUUGCGGUUGAUGGGGUUGAACAGGAAUGGGUCGGAUAUCUUGGCUGCGCUGCAGGAGCUGUGGGGGGUCACCUUGUUUGAGUUCCUGCCCUCGUUGGACAUGACGGGUGUGUAUCGGCUGUACCCGACUGGGAUUGAGAGGAAGGCGGUGCUACCGGAUGGGAGGGAGGUUGUGGAGGAGGAUUGGAGGGUGUGGUGGGAGGUCGAGUCUACGUCCGAGAGCGAGCUGCCCGGCGCAGGACUCAGCAACAAUGACUGCCUGACCUGGACACUGGCAGACUGGAUGUACUAUGGUAGCCAGUCGGCCGACAGGGUGGUGUUUGUGAAGGAUGCUGAGACAGGGAGUGUGCUGGGUCUGGACGCUCCGUUCUUGAGGACGGGUGCCAUGGGGAAGUCGUCGGACGAGUGA